Elgaria multicarinata webbii is the source of this 3087-nucleotide messenger RNA. RefSeq names its product complement C7 (gene C7). Gene Ontology annotation, molecular function: protein binding. Bases 129 to 2651 code for a protein of 840 amino acids. The record is from RefSeq and is a predicted model, not a curated record. Gene Ontology annotation, cellular component: membrane attack complex. Lineage: Eukaryota; Metazoa; Chordata; Lepidosauria; Squamata; Anguidae. The transcript is spliced from 18 exons. Gene Ontology annotation, biological process: complement activation.
CAGUCUCCAGAAGUUUAGAGGCAGACAGACUGACGACUGCUCCUCCUGCUUCUGAACUGUAUUCUUGUCCCGAAGGAGGAAUGUGUUUUUCACUGCUAGUUGCUGUGUAGCUCAGUAUUUCUACGAUCAUGAAGACACUUGGAAUUUUCAUUCUGUUGGAAAUUGCAGGCUCCUUUCCUGCUCUUACAGGGGCUUCUUCUCCAGUCCAUUGCAGCUGGAAUCCAUUUGGUCCUUGGUCAGAAUGUGAUGGCUGUAGUAAGAUUCAGAUUCGCAGACGGACCAUAGCAGUUUACGGACAGUUUGGAGGGCAUCCAUGUUCGGGGAAUUCCUUUGAAACCCGUUCAUGUGUACCCACGAGAGGGUGCCCCACAGAAGAAGGCUGCGGUGAUCGUUUCAGAUGUUCAUCAGGACAGUGCAUUAGCAAAUUGUUGGUGUGCAAUGGGGAUCAUGAUUGCGAGGAAGAUGGCGCUGAUGAAGAUGGGUGUGAGGUGGUCAAUACGGUGUGUGAGAACAUUAAUCCUCCUCUGAAGCCCCCUCCUAAUGUAGAACUUACAGGAGCAGGCUUUGAUGCCCUUACUGGUGAGACCCGAGCUGGAGUCAUUCACACUAAGAGUUUUGGUGGCCAGUGCAGAAAGGUAUACAGUGGUGACCAGAGAAAAUAUUACCGGCUGAGUGACAGUGUCCUUGCUUACACGUUCCAGGUGAAAAUUCAGAAUGACUUCAGUGCUGAGUUUUAUAGCAGUUCCUGGGCGUAUAUGAAACAUAAAGAGACUCUUGUAACUGCAAAUAAUUACCGAGAGUACACACCAUCGAAAAAUGAAGAAAACUAUUCAGCGAGUAACCACCUCAUUGUUAUUGAAAACGACGUUGAAGUUGCUCAAUUCAUCAAUAAUCGACCAGAAUUUCUAACUCUGGCUGAACCCUUCUGGAAGGAGCUUGCAAACCUUCCCACCUUCUAUGAACAUAAUGCAUACCGGAGAUUAAUUGAGCAUUUUGGAACACAUUUUGUGCAGUCUGGAUCUUUGGGUGGAUAUUACAAACUGCUGUUUCACGUGGCUUCAGAUAGCAGAAAAUCAAAAGGUUUGAGCAUAAUAGACAUGCACAAAUGCUCUUCAUCGAGCAAGAAUUAUAUUUUUGCAAAGAAGAAGAAAACAGAAUGUGAAAAAGUGGAUGAGCUACUGCGGGAAUCUUCAGGUACCAGCAGCCAUCAGAUUAAAGCUGACCCCUAUGUAGAAGGAGGGAGUCCAGGAGAUGUGGCUGGCCUGGUCUACUUGGAUGUGCAGAAUCCUGUCGCAAAUUCUGAACGAUAUGCCCGUUGGGCUCGAUCUGUGACCCUUUAUCCUAGAGUCGUUAAGCGAAAGCUCACACCACUGUUUGAGUUGGUGAAGGAAGUACCGUGUGCCUCAGUCAAAAGACUUCACCUGAAACAAGCCAUUGAAGAGUACUUGAGUGAAAAUGAUCCCUGCAGAUGCCGGCCAUGUCCAAAUGGAGGCAAAGCAGCCAUCAUAGGAACUCAGUGCCUAUGUUUCUGCAAACCGUAUACGUUUGGAGCAGCUUGUGAACUGGGAACUCUUGUACAAGACCAGCCAGGAGUCAUUGAUGGAGGCUGGAGCUGCUGGUCCUCUUGGAGUCCUUGUACAGCGGGAAGGAAGUCAAGACAGCGAAGCUGUAACAAUCCAUACCCUAGCGGUGGCGGAAGGUCCUGCAUUGGAGAAGCUUUGGAAAACCGUCAGUGCGAGGAUGAGGAGUUGCAAUAUUUUCGUUCAAUAGAACCACACUGCUUUGAUAUGUCUGCAUUUGGCACAGAAUCCUGUCCCCCACCUCCUCCCUUGGAAAACGGAUAUGUUCAAGAUGCUGAUUCAUCAUAUCCUGUGGGGAAAAGCAUCAGCUACACCUGCAAUAAUGGAUAUGCCCUUGUCGGGGAACGGAUUGCUACGUGUGGUGAAGGCUUCCAGUGGAUCAUGGGACAGAUAAGGUGCCAGAAUACAGUUUGCGUCUUACCUGCGUUGGAAGGAGGAUUGAUUGGAGACCCUGCGAAACCCUCAUAUCAGAUUGGAGAGAAAGUACGCCUGUCGUGCCCAGAUGACAUGCAGCUGGAAGGAGCAGCUCUCCUUUUGUGUGAACCUAGUCUAAGAUGGUCUCCUAAUAUUAAUGACAUCCAGUGCAGGAGAAGAGCUCCCCGUGUGGCUACUGAACCCACAACGAUCUCAUGCCAGCCAUGGGAGAAGGUCCAGGGGACGAGAUGUGUGUGUAAGAUGCCCUACGAAUGUGGCUCUUCCCUGGACAUCUGUGCUACGGACCAAAGAACCCAGAAAAGCACAUGGCUAACAGUUUGUAAGCUGCAUGCCCUCGAGUGCAUGGGAAGGCAAUAUGCUUUGGUCGGACAGGAAAACUGCAGGACGCGUGCUGCCGCUGAGAGGUCUUGUGGCUCGUGCCAGAUCUGGGAGACCUGUGAUGGUCAAACCAACCAAUGUGUAUGCAGAGAAGCCGGACAGUGCAGCAGCAGUGCAGGAAUAAGCAUCUGUGUUGACGUGGAUGGCAGCGGUGCCCAGCAGACUAUGGCGGAAUGCGAGGCCGGCAUCCUCAAGUGCCAGGGACAGAGCAUCAACGUUGUUGGCAUAAGGCCUUGUGUUGUACAAAGUCCCCAAUAACCAAGAUGCAUCAGUAGCAGGACAAGUUUUACAGUGUGUUAUAAACAAAGUGCAAUAAAGGGGACAGGGGAAGGAUCAAAAUGAACAAACUGAGAUGAACAUCACUCUAGAUGUGAUGGGGAAGAGAGGGCUUGUAUAUUUCAAGGACCGUCACUGUGUAUAUGAUAUGGAGAGAAAAGGCGUGUAUACCCCUUGGAUGGGUAUCUGGGGAGGUACAUUCCCUCCUCUCCAGAUUCCUGUCAAAGACGGGAAGGCCACCCAAUGUGAGACGUAGGAUAGAUUGCGUCCAUAUUACAAGUGUGAUCGCAAGUGUGGUGCUUUUAUGUUUUCCCGGUGGAGUGAAUGGGAUUUUUUUGUUUAUAUGGGAGAAAGUAAAGGGGUGCAUUUGCGAACACUACGGACAUGCUGUUAAACUGCUCUUUGCACCUGCUGAUCC